Cryptosporidium muris RN66 is the source of this 8031-nucleotide messenger RNA. RefSeq lists its product as uncharacterized. NCBI's taxonomy places the organism in Eukaryota, Apicomplexa, Conoidasida, Eucoccidiorida, Cryptosporidiidae. The transcript has a single exon. The record is from RefSeq and is a predicted model, not a curated record. Bases 1 to 8031 code for a protein of 2676 amino acids.
AUGAGGUCAUCUGUACUUAUUUUGCUGGGCUUUUCCUUUUACUUUUGGUUAGUAAACUGCAAUUAUACAAGUGUAAAUAUUCGUGCUGAGAAUAUACUGUUAUAUAUUCUGGGACAGUUUCAAUCACUUGGCUAUGUGAAUAUAGAAAAGAAGCACUUAACAGACGCUAUUUGGAAGAUCUUAGGAGGAGAUUUGAACCACUUUAAUACACAUUGUGUAAAAGCUCUUUUGGAAACAAAAAAAGGUCCUGAUGAUAUUUGGACUAAUGAAGAUGGACUUUCUGAAUCCCCUGAGCAGAUUCUAUAUCAUAUUAUUUUUAUUUGUAAGGAGCUUGAGGAUUGGAAACGCAUGUGUACUUCAGAUGACAAUUUUUCUCUGGUAGAUUUGAUUAAUAGUGAUAUUCAUUAUGCAGUAAUGAUAAUUGGAGAAGAUAAGGGUAUAUCUUCGAAUUUACCACUGGAAUACUUCUGUGAAGUUGCAGCUCGAUUAAGCAAGGAACCCCUGUAUUCUUAUAAUAGUUUCUGUGUAAAUUUAUUACUAAAAUUGCACUUUCCAGGUAAAUCUGGAGAGAAUAUACUAUUAGAUUUAAGUGAGAUUAUUUCUAUCUGUUCAGCUACAAAUUUAUGGUCUGAAAUUUGUUUCUCAGAACACUCAGAUUUCAUUCAAUCACUCCCUGAAGAGCUACAAUUGUUUGUUUCUGCAAUAUAUACUCAAAUAAAGAAUAGUGAGGAGUCAUUUUCACAGAGCAGCCAAGAAGCUGAAGAUUACCAAAAUGUAAAACCUGUUGACUUCUGUGAAAUUGCAGUACGGAUGAAUAACAAGGUCAAUAUUGGUUCUUAUUUCAAUACUUUAUGCAUGAUUGAACUGACUACUCCAUUGAAAUUAUCUGGUUCAAAAUUACAUUGGAAUCCAACUCCUCAACAGGUUAUCAACCUCUGUAUAAAUAAUCCCCUAUGGGAAUCUUGCCCUUCAUUGGGCUAUGAUGAACCUCCAUCUUUAAUAAAUAUUGAAACACCAUCCUCAUCAAAAAUAGUAAUUUCAACAGUUGAUACGCGAAGUCUCCUCUCUUCUGCCAUAUUAAAAACAGUACACACGCUUCCACUAACACAUUUUAGCUCAAAUUUUUAUCAAUAUGCAAAUAUAAAAGAUAUAUGUCACAUUUCAGAGAAAAUUCAAUUAGAAUCCCAUGAUGCUUCGAAGGGAACAAUUCCUUCAGACAUAUCACCCUUAACAAUGGGUCACUAUUUCAAUGCUAUUUGCUGGAGAAAAUUAUCAACUUAUCCUCUUGUUCUAAAGACAAAAGUAGGUGUAAUUGUUCAGCCUCUAAAAUCUUCUGAAUCUAUCUUUGUGUGUAAUAGUGCAGUUUCAUUUUGGUAUCCAUAUUGCGACUUUGAGGAUAUAAAUAAGGGUCAACAUUUCAUUUCUGAGGUAGAAGUUUUGGCUCAGGAAUUGCAAAUUAAGUCACAAGAUUUUUAUAAAUUACCUCAUGGUUCUUUCUGCAAUAUAGCAAGACAAACUAUAACCACAUUAGAUAGUUUUGGAGGGCUUGAUGGUCAUAUGGAGAUGGAUGAAAAUGAUAGUCUCUCCUGGAUACUACAUAAUAUCCCAAGCACAUCCUCAAAUUAUGGAGUAUAUGCUAGUAAAGUAUCUAAUGCACUUUUUAAUAGAGAGUGUGUGAGAGAAUUAAUUGGAAAUAGGCUUCAGAGGGAAGAAAUACCCCUAAAUAUUGCUAUUGAGAUUUGUGGGAGCUCAUUACGUUGGAAACAGUGCUACGAUAAAGGAAUAUUUUCAAAACUUGUAACAGAAUUUGUUGCAUCUGAAUUCUACUAUGCUGCCCUUGCGGAGGAAAUAUACCCUAAACUUAACUGGAAUCACUUUUGCUUAGCUGCUCAUGAAAUCGUUCCAGAAGCAUAUAGUACUCUCAAUAUUAUCCCAAAUUUCCCCUAUUUUAACCAUAAAUGCGUUGAAAAGUUUAUGGAUAUCCAAAACAAUCGCCUUGAUUUACUUUACGAAACUCUUAAAGAAUCAGAACAGUCUCAGAUUAAUAAUAGUCCAAACCUAAUAAAAAUGUGUGUUCAUAGUUACUUUUGGCGUAAGAUAUGUAAUAGUGACAACUUUCAUGUUGACUUACUCGCAAAUAGUUUACUUUAUGGAUCGCAUCAAUAUGAACAUAUGCAAGGUCUCUCAGAAUCUAUCUUUUGCAAAGCUGCCUACAAGUUAUCUUCCUCAAAUCCACUACAUUUUACGGGGGAAUGCAUGAAGGUAUUAAUGGAUAUUGGUAGUAUGAUUUCUACAGAAGUAGCAGAAAGUGCCUGUAGUGCCUCUCACCGAAAUUUAGUUUGUCUAGGAUAUUCAACCGAAUAUACUAGCAUAGCGCAAAAUCUAUUUUCGGCUAUCUUGCAAUUCAAGAAAGUUGAAAGUUUGGCACCAUUUUCGGAAUUUUGUAAGGUUGCAUAUGCAAUUUCAACUGACUUGGAACUUAAAGAGUCAACUGCAUACUUUCCAGCUAUUUGUGCUAAAUAUCUUAAAAGUAGAAAAUUUAUAUCCUCUUUGAUUGAAGCAUCCAUAGCAUGUAACCGGAUAUUAACUUUUGAAACAACAUGUGCGGAUCAUUAUGUCGUUGAACUAUUGGCUUCAGAGUUUUUUAAGCAAAGCCGAAAUAUAGAGUCUUUGAAAAGGUGGGAAUAUCAGUAUUUUUGCCCUGUUGCUCGAAAGCUUUGGAGUAUGUUUACAGAAAAAGAGGUAUAUUUAAAAAGAUUUAAUUCUUUUUGUGUAUCUACGGUCAGAGCAGUUAUUGCAUCCCCAACACACAAAAUACGUAUUGAUGAUGCCAUUGAUCUUUGUAAUGGAUCUAUAGGAUUUCAAAUAAUCUGUCCCAAGAUCAACAACCCAGAUAUACAACACAUGGCAUCAGAUCUCUUAAUUGGAGUCUCUUCUGUAAUGAACUUGGAUUUUGAAGAUUCCGAAAGUAAAGAACAAAUAUGUGUUAUUACUAAUAAUAUACAUAGAAAUUCAAUAAGUUAUAUACCAAUUGCUAGAGAUGAUAUUAGACAGUAUGUAAAAUAUCCUUAUUUCUUGAACGCUUGUGUUGAAGAACUUUUAUAUGGAGAUAUUUAUGAUAAUGAUUCUAAACUUAAAAUUAGUGCAGAGAAAGCAGCUUCUAUAUGUCUAUACUAUACAAGGGUAUCUACAAUAUGUAAAGAACAUAAUCCUUUAAUAUCUACCCUAGCAGUUGGUCUACACUCUGAAAUAUCCUUGAUUCCAGAGUACUCAACAAUUAAGGCUGAGGACUUAUGUAACUACGCAGCUUUCCUUUUUCCCCACAAUACAUUAACUUAUUUGGAUGUAUGUAAGAAUUCACUUAAUAAAAUACAUGAAUGGAUUCCUGCAAUAAAACCUAGAAAGCAUCAAAUAACUCAAUACAAAAAAGUAAAAAUAUGUUCUAAACCAUAUAUAUGGCCUAAAUGUAUUUCGAAGCUGGAAUUAUUAAGGGUUAUACGUAAUAUGCAAUUAGAAAAGAUUGCCAUAAAAUUUCAAAGUGUGCUAUCUGAUAAUAACAUUGACUUCUGGAACUUUAAUAAAUACUGUGACAUGGCUGAACAAAUAGUUAAAUUUGGUUCAGCUAACAACUUCUUAAAUUGUAAAGAACAAUUAGAAAAGUUACAAGUAGUGGAUACUAUUUUACCUAAAAAUAGGACAACAAAUGAAGAAAAACCUCAAUUAAUUUAUUUCAAUAUAAGUAGUAAUUUAAUAACAAAGAUGUGUCUAUCACAUCAUCUUAACUCUUUUUGUUCAAACUCAUAUGAUCCCGAAUUGGCUAUUUAUUUAGCGAAUAGCUUCUAUUCUACUUCCCUUAAGUACUUAAAUGUUCCAAGUAUGAAAAUUUCAGAUUUUUGCUUACCAUCAGAAUUGAUUAUUCGUAAAGAUACAAUCUUGGAUAUGAUGCGUGUGUGCCCAUAUGCAUAUAUGCAAGUAUCGAAUUUGGAACACUGGCCUUCUAUAUUGUUGACUCCUGAAUUAGCUGUCACAGUAUGUAGUGAGAUACAGUUAUGGAACUUUGAGUGUUUAUCCAAAAAUCUAGAUACAGGGAUAACUGCAGAUCUUUCAGAUGCAUUAAAAAAUAUUGCUAUUGAGAUUUUUUUCAUUCGUCAUAAAUAUUGUAAACUAGUAACUCCUGAAUGGAAUUGUAAUUUAGCUACAAUAUUUAUUUUAUUAGGUGUAAAGAACAAAUUUUUUUCGAAAUAUUGUCCUCGUCUUAUUUUUUAUGAUUUAGUAAAUUGUGGAGACUAUCCUGAUAAAAGUAGUUAUAUAUAUGAAGCGAAGAGUAGUCAAUAUGAAUUUAUAUAUAAGUUAACUAAUCGAAAAUAUAAGGAGUCUUCUAGAAAUAAGGAAGUUGAGGUAUUAAUAAGGAGAAGUAAUGAGAUAUGUGCUGAAAUUCAAGAGAAGCUUAAGGUAUUAUAUAUUAAAAGCCAUAAUGGUGGUAAAAAAAUUACAUUUAAAAACAGAUUUAUAUCAAAUUACAUGUAUUAUAAAGAUACGAUACUACGUAAUUUUGUGGAUCCAAUAGUUCCAUCCUCUUCAAGAAAAGGUAUAGGAGAUAAAGCUUAUCUAAAAAUACUUAAAGAAAGGGAAGAUCGAAUCAAUUUAAAAAAAAAACUCAAGAUUAUUACUAAAGCAAAAGGCUUUAUUGAACUAGAUGAUCAUUUGCUUGAAUCCUAUCAACCAAAGUCUGUGGAUGAGAAGCUUGUUAAGAAAUACUAUGCAAACUAUCCAGAAGAUUCAUUAGAUUCACCAUUAAGUGGACCACUUAUAUAUGAAGCUCCACAAUUAGAUUGGCAAUUACUUGAAAAGUCCAUUAAAAGAGUAUCAUAUAAUUUAUUAGGCUUCGAAUUUAAUGUAUCUGACCCUAAAAGUGGGGGAUUAGCUGAAUUGAUUUACCAGUGGGGAUAUCUGCCACAAGGCACAAUUCAAGGUGCUCAAUACAUUUACAGAGUAGCUAGAUACAUAAACAAAUUUAUGAUAAAUUCCAAAACUGCUUAUAUAUUAUGGAAAGAUAUUUUAAUAGAUAUGAACCACUCAAUUAUUCCAAAAUGGCGAGAUAUUUGGGAUGAGGAAGUUAAACAAUUGAAACCUGCUGAUAACCACCCAAUACCAUCAUGCGACUCAGUUAGUUCAAGUAACAUUCUCAAACAAUUAGGAAUGAAUAACAAGAAGAUCAGCAUACAAGAUUCAUCAAGGAUUGAUAUUUUUGCAGCUCAGUUAACUGAAGCUGCCCAUGAAUUAAAAAUUUCAGAUGUUCAGUUUAAAGACUCGUGUCUAGUAGGUUUAAUUCUGUUUCAUAUGAUGCAGUAUUCAAGAACUUCUUCGUUUAAUUACCAAUGUGUUAAGUGGGUAAAAGAAAUAGGAUACUUAAACUCCAAAGGAAAUAAUCUUGAUAGAAAUCUCACAAGUACUUCAACAUCCCUAGUAUAUCAUUUAACAAAGGGAGUGAGAAUUGGUAUCCCAACAGAAAUUGCUCGUAAGAUGUGUUCAAGUACAAGCCGUUGGAUGAGCUGUAAAGUGGAUAUUCCCAUAGAUGAAAAAUUAAAAAUAGAUAUGCUAGCAACGGAAUUGCUGAAACUAUCAAGAAUACAAGGGCUCGAAUUUAGGGAUAUGUGUGAAGUGGCUAUUCCAGUUGCGAAUGCACCAGAUUUUAAUGAUCGUUGCCCAAUCUUACUAAAAUCAGUACUAGCAGAUUAUAAAAGGGCUGUUCAUAUUUGUAAAUCAACUAGUUUUUGGAAAAGCUGUCCUCAAUCAAGAAAUAUUAGUGAUUUAAAGUUAAGGGAGCAUUUGGAUAACUUGUCAUUAGAAUUGACUCUUGGCUUGCAAGAAGUAUAUCCGGAUAUAUUCAGCUUUGAUGAAGUAUGUGAAUUAAGUGAAAAAUUUGUAGCGUCAGAAUACUUUAAGCAGGAUUGCGUUAAAUAUGUCAAAGAAUUUAUCUUCAUUAACCGAAUUUCAAAACCUACUCUAGGUGUUUACAUUGGAGAUAGAUCAGCUGGACAAAUACAUAUGACUGCAGUUGCAAUUGCUCUAUGCUGUGAUACUCUCAGAUGGCAACAGGUAACUUGUGAAGUUGAUGAAGAGAAUAAACAUCUAUCAUUAAUUGAGAGACAAUGGGCAGAUGUUGUUUCAGAAGAAAUAUAUAGGGAGUUAUAUGAAAGAAGAAAAAAAAACCCAAUUAUAGGACUAUACUUCAAAGAUAAAAAGAGAGAUGAAUUACUAAGUAAAUACAUGGAAGCUAGUAAAUAUGAACGUCCAGAGUUCUCAUUUAUUAAGCUACCAUCUCCAAUAAUAUAUCAAGAUGUAUGUAAACAAGUUUUUGGAAUUACGAAAACAAAAUACUUUAAUAUAGAUUGUAUUAGAAUAGUUGGUGAUAUAUUUCAGGUAAAAUUGUCGGAACUGAAAGAUCAAUUAUCUAUUCCAAGUAAUGGAGAACCUUUAAGUCCUCUUAAUACCAAUUUACUUCCAGGAAUACCAGAUAUAAAUACUAUUGAAAGUAUAUGUAGGGGGAAUCAGUUUUGGGAAUCAUGUUUUAACCCAAAUAAUCCAAUUGAAUUAAUUGAACAAACUGAUAUCACAAAAGAUAUUAUGAAGGUUACAGAUAUUGUAGCAAAUGACUUAGUGGUAUCAAUACUCCAGUUAAGUAGUCAUGAGGUUCCUAUUAUUGACACAGGAGAUCUGGACUACACAUCUUCUACAAGUUAUUCAAUUCAUAAAAUUGCUAUGGAUACAUUAAGAUCUCUAAGGUAUACUGAUCUAUGUAAUUUAUCUCUCUUGUAUGCCCGAAAUAUACUUAGAUAUAUGUCAAUGAAAGCACUUGUUGAAUAUAAACUCUAUAUUGAAAGUACUCUUGCAAAAAAUUUUGCAGAGUUAAUACUGAAAAAGAUGUUUCCAAACAGAAGAAAAGAAGUUGAUAUGGGGAUGGAUAUAUAUGAAGGCUCAUUACAAGAGAUGAAUGAUCUCAUUUCUUUUGAUCGUUACAUGUCACGUCGUGUGGAACAGCUCCCAAAGGUUACACCUUUUAUAUUUACUGAAUCUUAUGAUUAUAUAUAUUAUUUAGAUAAUAUAGAAGAGGUUUCAUUUAGAUAUAAUAUAUCUAACCUUAUAUCUAAAUGUAAAGAUGAUUCUAAGGAGAUCUACCACAAGUCGGAUUACUGCACAAUUUAUGAAUCCGACUAUCUAUAUAUUUAUCCUUCUAAAGGACUGAAGUUAUCGUCAAUUACUCCUAUAUCUCCUUCUUAUAAAGAAAAUUUUGAAUCUAAUUGUGAAAAAUCUGACUUGAAUAUUAAGGUUGGUUCUAAUAUUAUGAAUAAAAUAACUGAUUUUCAACUACUUAACCCAAAAAAAUUUCAUAAAGCUAUAAAAUUUAAAAUAACUAGAGAUAUCUUUGCUGAUAGUGGAAAUUUAAAAAAUAAACAGCUGGUUAAGUCAUGGAUAAAGGAAGUUGAGAGAGAAUUUUAUUAUAAACAGGGUCUAACAAUAGCUACAGAAGAAUGGAUGGAGAGAGAAGAAUUCGAAGCCCAAAGAAAAAAAGUAAGUGAUUUAAAAGACUAUCAAGAAUCGAGUGAUGUUCAAGAUGAUGAAAUUCAAAGUUAUACAAGUAGUGAACCAAUUAAAUUUGAAAUACCUAAUAAGGAAAAACGUAUCCCCAGUUUAUUUACAGUACUAUUUAGUCAAAAGGCCAGAAAAGAAAGGAAAGAAGCAAUUAUGUUUAAUAAAGGUCUAUAUAGGGCAAGAUUACAUUAUUUCUUACAGAAGAAGAGGAUUUUGGAGAGGAAGAAAUUGCGUGAUGAAGCUGAGAAGUCUAAAAAGAUGAUUAUAGAUUUUAAAAAUAACAAUAUUACUCCGAAAGGACCUCUAGUAAAUAGAUAUGUAGAUAUAACAUCUCUCUAUUCUAUUCAGGAAAGAAGUGCUGCAACUGCUAUAUCACAUCUGAUAUGUUACAACCAAAUAGCUUCUGAUAUGCUGGAAAGUUUAGAUAUCCCUAAUUAG